AUGCGAGGGGUUCGAGCCAUCAGCCCUGGCGACUGCCUGCACAAACCAGACUUGUGCUUGGCAGAUGCACAAUUGCGCGCCGUCGGUCUCCGAGCAUCCGCGGCGUGCGGGGCUGGUGCACAUCGAGUGGGCUGCACGCAAACCGCACGUUUCUCCCCUUCCAACGCAUCCCCUUGCUUCGAGAAGUUCCAGUCGGAAGUGCCGUCCCUCCCCACGUGUUCUGCUGUCUCGAUUCGUAGGAAGGUCGAGCCGAUUGACGGCGACGUCGACCGGGUUCCCGACUCUGCCUUCGCCCCUGUGCGUCGCCACAUCUCUCCGUCUGCUGUAUACGCCCCCCACUGCUUCCUUUUCCGCCGUCUCUUCUCGUCACUCUCCUCCACCUUGGCUCUUCCUCGUUCUGCGCGGCCGGCUUCUGCGGCUUCUCACCUGUCCCCUCGAGAGUUCCGGCGGCAGUCGCUCAAGCUUCAAAGACAGAGCACGUUGUUUGCUCAUUUUGCCGAUCUUCCGUACGUCUCUUGGCGGUCUCUUUUACGUCUUCUUCAUCUCCUUUCCGCGAAGCCGGCGCUCGUCCGGGGCGAGGACCUCCGUGCUCUUCCCCUCGUGUGCAAGCGGUUGGGCGUCUCGGACUUUCGGAUCGUCGACCGCGUUCUUGCCGGAGCCGUGGUGCGCCCUUCUUCGAAAUUCUCGUCACCCUUUGGCGUCGUCGGAUCGGAGACAGUGAACGAGGCGAACCUGCGAGCAGGAGAAAGCCACCCAGCCGCGCCAAGCUCCGAGCAGUCGGCUCGCGCGCAUGCAAAGGUGCGGGCCGGGCAGAAACGGCCAUCGUUUUCUCUCUUUGUCGCUUCCUUGGACGACUGGCAAGUGCGACAACAUCCCCACCAUCUCCAUGCACUGCAGCGGCUUCUCGCCGCGAUUUGUGCGAACCUCCACAACUACACGGCUCCAGAUCUGCUGCUUCUUCUCGACGGUCUGACGGCACGGCGCACGGGCCAGGACGGCGACGACGUCGACGUGGAUCAACGCAAGUUUUUGAAGCGCGGCCUGGGGCACGUGCCUGUCGAGGCGCUCGAGGAAUUCGAAGUCACCCUGGGCCUUCUGCUGCUGCAGGUUCGCGCCCGACUCUGCACAAAGCACACAGCUGCGAGUAGGGGAACAGAAGAGGAGAGAGACCACGCCGGUGAAGGGCUGUUCCGGCAGGGCGAGGCUCCGUUGGAUCUGCGAGGUGUGAUCAAGGCGUAUGAGAUCGUCAGCCGCGCGGCGGCGGCCCCGCCAGAGUCCUGGACUUCUUCGUUUUUCUUAGAUGCUCGCGUUCGGGCGGAUUCCGGCGCAGCUGGCGCGCCUCAGCGCGCGACGGCCGAACCGGCAGAAGGACAGCUGACCUUACAGCGUCGCGCGUUUGCAAAGUUCCUCACUGCUUUCCCUGCGGACAAAGUUGGAGAGGAACGGGAAGUCUGUGCCCCCAGAAUCCGUUCCCCCAUCGACGCCGUGGAAGAUCUGCUCUCCCGCUUUGGCGCGAGAAUCCUGGCUGGCGAUUCCGCUUCCACCGCGCUUGACAAGGACGUCGCCCGCGACGCCGUGUCCACUGCUGCUGUCGACGCCGUUUUUCUCGUCCAGGCUUCUUCAGUUGUUGCGGGUUCACAGGCAAGCAGAUUGACUGCCUCCGGAACGCCGGCGUCGAUGCUCUCGGGGCCCGCGGUGUCGUUAGGCGCAGCAGCGAUGGCUCAGGAGAUUUUGCAGCGUGUGGCAGCGAAGAGACUUCCAGUUGAAAAGGACGGAAAAACGUACUGGUGCAGUGCCAGAGAGUUGCUGUCCUCCGAGGUCUCAGAAGAUGUUCGACAGGCGCUCCUGAGAGCGUGCGCUUCGGCUCCUCCGUCCGUGAUCCCGUCCUUCGCGGGGGCGGUGUCGCGUGACUUCCAGACAGACUUCAGAGGAGCACGGCACCUUGGGAUGACAGCCAAUCCACACGUGCCGCGAUUCUUCAGAGGGGUAUCUACCCCGGACGCACUAACUGUAUCGGUGCCCACCUUGGCGGCGGCGCUGCCUUUGUUCUCUCGCUGCGCCGUCUUGGCAGUGACCUUGCCGCAUGCAGGCGUUCGCAAGACAGGGAGGCAAAUGGAGGAAAGCAACGCUGUUCGCAGUUUCCAGGGACGGAAGCGACUGCGAGAAGCCCGCUCUCUUUCGACGGAGAACCCUUCGCCCCAUUUGCCUGCCGCGUGUGAGAUGCAUCGCACGCCUCGGGAAGGGGUAGACGCCUUGGUGUCGCUUCGGCGACUGUCUAGCGUCGUCGAACUGACGCUUGAUAGGCAGAUGCAGCGAAUGGGCGACCGGGACGGGGUUUCUGACCAGGGUGCUCCGUCUGAUGGAGAGCGUGAGACCUCAACAACUCGCUGUUCGCCGAGCCCGGGCAAGGGGGAAGGCCCCGAUCUUAACAUCGCCGUGGAAGUCUUUUGUGCCGCCGACGUCGGCGCGCGAUUGUCGAGGAGCCUGCUCGAGAGAACCUUGUACGACCGACGGUACUGCAGCCGGUCUUCACUGAGGAGGCCGAGCAUUCUAGCUGACGCCCGUAGGUUUCGGACGGCUUCUUCUCGGUCAGCUUUUUCGUGUCUUGAGAGGGGUGCCCAAAAGCAGCGACGUCCAAAUCGAGGAACUGCGUACCGUAUUGUUGCCUCACUCCACCGCCGAUUCGAGCUCUGCCGGCGCCUGGCUGAGCUGCAUCUGCAGCAGGCGGUAGAAGAGGCGGGGCCUCUCCUUUCUGACGCGUCACUUGCGCGCAUUGUUGCGCAGGCAAACGCCAGUCGUUCGGCGAACGAGAUCGAGACGGUGAAUUCGGGCAGUGGUCAUCCAACACCAUUGGACCCGCGUUUUCCUGUCGGCGACGGCAAACGGGAGAAAAACUCCCAGCUGUUCCGUAGUGAACGGCAGUCCAUUCAUGACUGGCUGGUUCCCCACGUGAUUCGUGUUUGUCCCUUACAUAUGUCCGCGCUCUACUUCCAACUGCUCGUCGGCGAAUUCGCGGCGCGUUGCUGGCAGACAGGGUGUGGUCUGGCUGCGGGCCGCUCCCGGUGGAAGCAUGCCGUUGGAUGUGAGUCGGGUUUUGUAAAGGAUUCGCGUGCAGCAGAUGCCUCCGGAAGCGAAGGCGUUCGUGUGGCCUUGGGGAGUAGGGAGAGCGCAGAGGAGUCGCAGUUGCCGCAGUCGAGUCUGAACGCCUCCGUGGGAGACGGGCUGAGUGUGCAUGCGCUGCGCAUUGCGUGCCAUGUACGGCAGCGGCUCGAUGGAAUCCGGCGGCAGCUGGAGAGGCAAUGUCGUCUUUCUGAAGCGCAGCAAGAAAGGGUUCUCAUCUCACUGCCGCAGUUUCAGCAGCACAACGAGGAGCUCAUUCUCCGCGACACAGACUUGGACUUCACUCCCUUCGGGAAACUCUUCAAUUUGAGAGAGCCGAGAUGCGGGGUUAGAACCAGUCGCGAUGUCCUCGCAUUGAUCAAAGUGACGAAUCAACAUGUCAGCCGAGCUAUGGCGUGUGUUGCCACCCUCCGGUCUUCUCUGGAGCUGCUGCUUGGUCCCCUCCAGGAUGACGGAGACAGUGACCCGAGCGCGAACUCUGACGGCGGCAUCAGCAUCCCCGGUGGACAAAACAGUGAGGAAGCGCCGGUCACUCGCCGCGCAGUGGGUUGUCUGCGGGCGGCUGCGCCCGAGGAUGAAGAGGACCAGCUGAGAAGGGAGGAAGCAACGUGCACCAGGGGGCGGAGAAGGGACGGCUGUCGAGAGGUUGAGGCCAAGGAAAUUCGCGACAGAAUUCGCAAACGCUGCCACGAGCUGCAGAAGCUGACGGAGGCUCUCGCGCGCAGCUCGCGCCGAUGCCUGUACACAGUAAUUGUACAGAUGCCCGUGCGCCGAAAGGCGUGGUUAGGGCCGUGCCAGGGUGAAGUGGAAUGGGCGACUCAGCAGGCCCUCGCAAUGUUGGCAGCUGAUACGGCAAGUGAUCAAAGAGAGGUCUCCGGGAUGCUGGAGUCUCCUGAGAAAGGGGAAGGACGGCUGGGCAGCGCUGCGAAGAGCGAUGCGGUUCAAGACGUUGCUCCGGAACAUGCUGCUGGUUCGGGCCUCGCAGGCAGCCAUGAAAAGACAACCGGCCGGGGCACUGCCGACGGAAAUCCCACACUGUCCAGAAUGGUAGAGAUGAAAGCUAUCAUUGAGCGCCUGCAGCCGGAAACAGGCAUCGUGGCAUGGGAUCUGCGAAACCCGCCCCGUGUUGUGACGGCGAGGGGAAGAGGCGGCCUCGGAGGAGACCGUCAUCGUCGAUGGCGCAGUGUAGAGCACUCGCUGGGAGAGAACGAGAUGUUGGUAGCAGAUGGGAGUUUCGUUGGCGCAGUUCCCGGCAUAUUUACACGGCUCGGGAGAAAACAGAAGUCGGAGGCAGCAGCGCCAGCGAAGGAACAACACCAAGAACAGUCUGGUCACGCGUUGCAGAGCGCCGUGAAUGGAGAGAGCGAGACACCUACAGCCACCGUGACGGGGAAAAGGGAUCGGUUUAUGGUGCAGGCAGGCGCCAAUUAG
Neospora caninum is the source of this 4551-nucleotide messenger RNA. RefSeq lists its product as hypothetical. The record is from RefSeq and is a predicted model, not a curated record. Bases 1 to 4551 code for a protein of 1516 amino acids. The transcript is spliced from 2 exons. Lineage: Eukaryota; Apicomplexa; Conoidasida; Eucoccidiorida; Sarcocystidae.